Molecule: messenger RNA, 1178 nt
Organism: Fusarium oxysporum Fo47
Lineage: Eukaryota; Fungi; Ascomycota; Sordariomycetes; Hypocreales; Nectriaceae
Product: TOM complex receptor protein TOM20
Exons: 4
Coding region: 319-843 (174 amino acids)
Biological process (GO): protein import into mitochondrial matrix; protein targeting; tRNA import into mitochondrion
Cellular component (GO): mitochondrial outer membrane; mitochondrial outer membrane translocase complex
Molecular function (GO): transmembrane protein transporter activity
Source: RefSeq, a predicted model, not a curated record
UGAAGAUCCAGCUUUCUGCCCAGCUUCGAACCUCAGACCCAAAUAGGCUUAGCGCCACAUCAUGUGCUUGCUCCGGUUCUAAAAAAUUGGUUUAUCGCGACGACUAAAGCUUGCCGCUCCCGACGCUCAAACAGAGAAUAAACCCGACCUCGAGCAUUGACGACAUAAUAUCUUCCGUCUCUCGGUCUCCGACGUCACCAAGCAACAUCUAGAGCCCCGGACUUACUCGUUGUAAUUGAUACGGUGGGAAUAUAUCCGGUCUUUUGCUUAUUACGAUCCAAGCUAUAAACCUCCUCACCUACAUCAUCAAUCUCCAAAAUGGUGCAGCCCACCACUCUCGUAACGGCAUCCGUUGCUACCGCCGCCGCCGCCAUUGUCGGUUACGCCAUCUACUUUGACUACCAACGUCGAAACCAGGCCGAGUUCCGCCGAAACUUGAGGAGGAACGAGCGCAAGCAGGCCCGCGUCGCAAAGGAGGAGGCAGAGGCUUCUACCCAGCAACAACGUCAGAGCAUUCGCAUCAGAGUGGAGGAGGCCAAGGAGGAGGGGUUCCCUACUGGUGUCGAGGAGCGGGAAGCUUUCUUCAACGAGCAGGUCAUGGCCGGAGAGAUGCUCAGCCAAGAUCCUUCUAAGGCUCUUGAGUCUGCUUUGGCCUUCUAUAAGGGUCUCAAGGUCUAUCCUGCCCCCGGUGACCUGAUCCGAAUCUACGACAGCACUGUUCCCAAGCCCAUAUUAGACAUCUUGGCUGAGAUGAUCGCAUACGACUCAUCUCUCGACAUUCGAGCGCCCGCCGCUCCCGCAGGCAUCAAUCUCUCUGACAUUCCUAACGUUGGUCUCGAUUAAAGAGGGAUGUCAUCUGUCCGAGUUUCCUCUCCGCUCCUGGCACAUAUAUACCCAGACGUUGGAAAUGCUCUUGAAUUUUAACUCCCUUUCCCCCAAAUCUGUACCAUGAAAAGUCUGAACAACAGGCUUUCACAAAGAAAUGUCUAAUGGAGACCUGACGGCCUUCAAUGUACCAUAGUUCCGCUCUUCCAGCUUCCAUAGAGCUUUGUGUAAACAAAUGUACGUUGAAACGAAUAGGUUUAUGAACAACAAUUGCUGGCUGCAUUUCAGAAGCACAAUGCCUCAUGAGGAUGCCAACUAUUGGGGAAAGGAAGCCACAGGAUUUUCCCAAGAUA